AUGAUAGAUUUCCCUCGAGAUAACGACGGAGAGCCUACUCAAACAUUAAUCAACAGCAAUGAGGAGCUACGCAGACUCUUUCAAGGAUACGACUUCAAUCACAGUCCAGAUCAUUCCAGACUAUUUGUCAUCGAGGACCUGUCAAGAGAUGUCAUCGAAGCUUUCGGAUCUGCAUAUGACAUCGACCCUUUCUUUUGGAGAGGUCAUAUCAGUGACUAUUUAUGGUACAAUACCCGCGAUCCAUGGGUCGAGCUCGAAGAACUUCCACAUAUUACUCGAAGUCGGAACUUUUAUCAUUUUCGUUACGUUCACCCACGAUACUUCAAAAGUAAGGAAUCACAACUGCGAGCCACUGAAGAAGCCCGCAGAAUGAAUGUUCUGAGACGGCUCGAUGAUGAUCGUAUAAGUGCAAGUAUGCUCGAUGAUGACCAGGCGUCGGUCAACAUGUGGCGAAGUAAAGCAUCUUUAUGGCUUAGACGUAACGAGAGACAUCAAAAACAUACCCUAGGAAUAUUGGUUGUCGACCCUUCGAUCAAGGAAGGGCAUCCUCUUUGGGGUAAAGGAUAUAACUUUGACUCUCCUCCAAGUCUUGCUUCAAACCUUACGCCUGCUCCCAUCCCGAAGGAUUCCUUGUUCGAGGCAGUAAUACACUGGACAACGAGAGUUUCCAUGCAGAAACUAAAGGAGUUAGAAGAGCAACCCAACAACUUUGCCAUCGCCAUUCUCAGUAUUAUUGCGGUCGAAUGGCUGACUGUCAAGGAGUAUGUGACCACAAGACUAACUCAGAUCGAGUGGGAACUUGAAGUUCCCGAUUUCCGGGGCCAUGGUGAAAAGUACGGAUUAGAUGCCUCACUCAAAUGGCUGCAUCCAUUCCGUCGUAAUGUGCCUAGGUAUCGAAAAUGGGUUACCAACAUUCUCAACGGAAUUCUCAGCGACAAGAACCUGUCCCCCUCCCAGUCCAAGGAUCAAGCUCUCCGAGAUUUACGAGAGGACUUUCUCAUUAUUUUAAGAGAUCUGGAUACGCUCCAAGCCCAAGUCCAAGACCUCGUUCGGGUUGUCACGGCUAUCAUAUCCAUCGAAGAAGCCAAACGAUCCGCAGAACAGAACAGAAGUCUCGCCCGUCUGACGUACUUGGCUGUUGUAUUUGUUCCUCUGUCUUUUGUCUCGAGUUUCUUUAGUAUGACUUCGGAUGUUGCGAGUUUGCGCACCACAUUUUGGAUAUUCUUCGCCGUAGCAGUGCCUCUUACGCUUCUUUCGCUCUCGGUUACACGGUGGUGGGCUAUUACCAGAUGGUUGAGAAGGAGUUGA
Messenger RNA from Talaromyces stipitatus ATCC 10500, 1308 nucleotides. RefSeq lists its product as uncharacterized. Gene Ontology annotation, molecular function: cobalt ion transmembrane transporter activity; cobalt ion binding; magnesium ion binding. The transcript is spliced from 2 exons. The coding region runs from base 1 to 1308 and encodes 435 amino acids. The record is from RefSeq and is a predicted model, not a curated record. NCBI's taxonomy places the organism in Eukaryota, Fungi, Ascomycota, Eurotiomycetes, Eurotiales, Trichocomaceae. Gene Ontology annotation, cellular component: membrane. Gene Ontology annotation, biological process: transmembrane transport; metal ion transport.